Messenger RNA from Parnassius mnemosyne (clouded apollo), 1215 nucleotides. The record is from the annotation of a GenBank genome assembly. NCBI's taxonomy places the organism in Eukaryota, Metazoa, Arthropoda, Insecta, Lepidoptera, Papilionidae.
AUGCGUGUUGGUGGUCGUCUUGAUAAUUCUAAAUUUUCGUAUAAUAAAAAGCAUCCUAUAUUAUUACAGUCCAAUCAUAUAUUUACAAAAUUAUUAUUUGACCAUGAACACAAAAGGCUGAUGCACGCAGGCCCACAGCUACUGUUGGCAAACAUUAGAGAUACUUUUUGGCCGAUAGGUGGUCGAAACUUAGCGAAGGCCUGUUAUCAUAAAUGCAUACGAUGUCAUCGCAUGAAGGGUAAGGUUUCGAAUCCACUAAUGGGCAACUUGCCACAGCAGCGUCUCCUUUCGGGUGGCUUUCCUUUUGAGACGGUAGGAGUCGAUUAUGCGGGCCCUGUUAUGAGCGCCACUCGUCAAGGUCGUGGGUGUCGACUGGUAAAGGUUUAUAUAUGUAUUUUCGUCUGUUUCACUACCAAGGCAAUUCAUUUAGAGUUGGUAGGUGACUUAACCAGCAAUAACUAUUUGUUGGCAUUGCGCAGGUUUAUAGCUCGAAGAGGUAAGCCAGUUAAUAUUUAUUCCGAUAACGGUGCUUCUUUUGUUGGUGCAUACAAUGACUUAUCCAAAUUUUUAAAGGGCAAUUGCGAUUCUUUGAGCGAAAGCAUGGCCAAUGAUAAUAUUAACUUUCAUUUUAUUCCGGCAUAUACUCCUCACUUCGGUGGUCUCUGGGAGGCGGGAGUCAAAUCGACAAAAUAUCAUUUGCUUAGAGUGUUGGGCAAUUGUCACUUAACGUAUGAAGAACUUUACACCACGUUGACCCAGAUCGAAGCAAUCCUGAACUCCCGGCCACUCACUCCACUAUCUUCAGAUCCUGCAGAUUGUACGCCCCUCACUCCGGGACAUUUUUUUAUUGGGCGUACGCUGACUUCUUUGCCGCAACUGGACUACCAGCAUCAAUCCACUCCGUUAUUAAACAGAUUCCAACGCAUUGAGCAACUGCGUCAGCAUUUUUGGGAACGAUGGAGCAAGGAGUACGUCUCAGAACUUCAACAAAGAGUGAAAUGGCGUUCUUGCAAAGAUAGCUUAAAGAUAAACGAUUUGGUGGUAGUCAAGGAGGACAACCUUCCACCGCUGAAAUGGAAGCUGGGAAGAGUCGUUGCAAUUCACCCAGGAGCCGAUGGCAUUGUUCGAGUUGCAGACAUCAGAACUUCUACUGGGAUUAUCAAGAGGGCAUUUAACCGGAUUUGCCCAUUGCCGGUGUCAUUUAAUUCUGGUUGA